Drosophila subobscura is the source of this 1221-nucleotide messenger RNA. RefSeq names its product putative transferase CAF17, mitochondrial. The transcript is spliced from 2 exons. Gene Ontology annotation, cellular component: mitochondrial matrix. Bases 105 to 1130 code for a protein of 341 amino acids. NCBI's taxonomy places the organism in Eukaryota, Metazoa, Arthropoda, Insecta, Diptera, Drosophilidae. The record is from RefSeq and is a predicted model, not a curated record. Gene Ontology annotation, molecular function: protein binding.
CGCAGUGUCACUUACGAAAACAGCUGUUGAACAGAAAUUAUUCAGAAAUUCAAAGUUGGUCGGCAGUUAUAUUGGUUUUUAAUCACUUUAUAUACAAAUCAAGCAUGAACAUAUGCAAAAAUUUCAAGUUUCUACGCCUCACUCGAUGCUGCAUGCGUAACUUUGCCGACACCCGGCCUGGGAAGCCAACUUCCACUCUGGAGAAAUUGGCCCACCGGGAGCUGACUCGGGUCCAUGGGGCGGAGGUGCUGCCGUUUUUGCAAGGUCUGGUCACCAACGAUGUGUCCCACUUGCAGCGGCCGGAUGGUCCGUCCUCCAUAUACGCCAUGUUCCUGAACAAAGGGGGGCGAGUGCUAUACGACACGAUCGUAUAUCGUACAGACAGCCCGGACACCUACCUUCUGGAGUGCGACCGGCAAGUUUCCGAGGAGUUCAGACGCCACUUGCGCACCUUUCGCGUUCGCAAGAAGAUCGACAUCGACUCUAUCGAUGAUGAAUACGCGCCCUGGGUCCUGUUCAAUGGCCACAACGGGGGCGAAAAGCUGCAAAAUAACAAAGAAUUGGAAGUCUUCAUCUCAUCAGAUCCCAGGCUCGCAGCGCUGGGCACACGCAUUCUGGCUCCCACAGACUUGGGCUUGCAGCAGCUGGUCAGCGGCUUGUGGCGCAAGAAUGAGGCGAAUCUGACACCGCCGUCAUCGGGGAGCAACUAUCAAUUGCUGCGCUACAAGCAGGGCGUUGGCGAGGGCAGUGAGGAGCUGCCGCCGGGCAAGUGCUUUCCCCUGGAGGCGAACGCAGACUUCCUCAACGGCGUAAGCUUCAACAAGGGCUGCUAUGUGGGCCAGGAGCUCACCGCCCGCAUUCAUCACUCGGGUGUGAUACGCAAGCGCUAUAUGCCCAUACGUCUGACGGCGCCAUUGGGAGCCAACCAGACGGUUCAGUCUGUGGCUGGUGCUAAUCUCGGACGCGUCUUUGGGCAUGCCCAUAACCAUGGCGUUGCCCUGCUGCGCAUUGAGCAGGUGCUCAACGGUGCUCAAGAGCUGGUGGUCGAUGGUGAGCGCUGCUUUGCCGAGCGUCCCGACUGGUGGCCCAGCGACCUGCCGAGCAAGCGUCGCCAGACCUUCACAGAUUGACCAUCGAGCGCUGACUGCGUUUAAUUGUUCUUAGUCUUAAGUGUUGCACAUUAUUUAGUCAUUAGUAAAGGUCAUGCUCCUUCCUCACUGU